AUGCAUAUAUCUACAUUAGAGGAUUAUAUAUCGGAUCUUUGUUAUAUUUGGACAUCUGAUAUACUAAGAACGAAUGCAUUAAGUACUAUUCAAUAUGUUGAAUUUUGUUUUCCAAGUAUCCAUUAUGAUGAUAAUAUACAAAUUUGUGAUGGCAAACAUCUUGUACCUUUUCUUAGCAAAUAUAUGCCUCAUUUACAAACAUUACGCCUUUGGCGACCAGAUGAUUUUCCUUGGACAUCAACACAACAUGCAGCUAUUUUUGAACAAGAUCUUUGUCAGCUGGUCGAAGCAUUAAAGGAAUUUACCUUUCUGGAUAUUUAUGGCGAAAUUCAUUAUGAAAAAGUUGAACCUUAUCGAUUAAUGACUCAAACUCGCUUUCCUAAUAGUCAAAUAAAUGUUGAAGUAUCAAGAUUUUGUCUUUGGCUUUAA
Messenger RNA from Rotaria sp. Silwood1, 429 nucleotides. Lineage: Eukaryota; Metazoa; Rotifera; Eurotatoria; Philodinida; Philodinidae. The record is from the annotation of a GenBank genome assembly.